AUGGACUCGACUAAUACAACACAAGCAGCCGAAGAUGUUAGCAGGGAUAAAACGCAUGUUACAACACCAUCGUUCGGCUCGAGCAUGCUCAGUUUCCACACUGUUCAGUCGUCCACCGAUACACCCCGAAAAACACUUCUUCAUCUGGAGGAGAGUUUUGACGUGGAAGAGUUGAUCGAUGAAGGGCGUGCCACUCCUCAGCAAACCAUCGAUUUGAAGGAGGACAAGUCUAUCGAAGAUGUCUCAACUCCAACUCCAACAAGCUCCGCAUUCGACACACAAACGCCAAAUACAGGCUUACCUGAUCUAGAGUGCGAAGAUGGACAUUCUGGCGACAGUGAAGAGGAAGAAGAGGAAAAGGUAUUGGGACACGCAAUAAAAUCCCUACCGAACGGAAUGACCUCUCUCCCAUCACCCAGCGUAGGAUCACGCUCAUUUGAUUGCUCCUCAUCACCUUUCUCUCGCCCCCUUGCGCUAGUUUCUCUUGCACCAACAGAAGAAUCACGACGAAGAUCAUUACGACCGAUCGUCUACACUCCACCCACCAUAACCAACACUGUUGCCGCCGACUCUUCUAGCUCCGGAGAUUCCGCUUCCUCCACAAACCCUACUCGCCCUUCAACCUCUUCCUCAGCGGCCACCACUCAUCCCACAGCCUCCCCCCACCACAACCACACUCGAAAGAAGAAAGACAAAGAGAUCGAAUCCGAAUGGGGUGCGCAAUUCUGGACCCUCAUCACCGACCCCUCCAAUCCUCGCAACACUUUUUUCGCAAACCCAGCCACAGGGGAAUGCAAAUGGGAACUUCCCAAAGGAACCAUCGUUUUACCUCCUAGAGAUGAAGGUGAAUGGUGGGAACUGUACGAUGAGGAGAGGAAAGGCGAGUACUAUUGGCAUACGAAGACGGAGGAGUGUAGAUGGGAUAGACCAGGUGAGGGAGAAGGGUUUCUGGUCCCAAUGAGAAAGGUUCAGGCUCGACACUUCCUUCCUUGUGCGAAGGGGGGAAAGCGGAGGAGUGUGAGUGAAGCCACGCCUGCAACACAAAGAAGGAUAGGAAGAGUAGGGGUGGAGAGGGAAGAAGAAAAAGAGAUUGUGACUACUCCUCUUAGGCCCCGGACGAAAUCACUCCCCCGCAACCAUCACCAUCGCCAACAUGAAAAGCAAGACAGAAGAGCAACAAGAAAUGCAGCAGCGGCACACACGGAGAGAAAGGAGAAGAAGGAAGAGGAUUUGGCGCUACAAGCAAGAAGAUCGAUCGUAUUGCGCGAUCAGCGUGCUCUCGCUAUUGCUAGAGAGACUUCUACCCCGCCCUUCCGACUCGAAUGCAUUCCUAAAACUCCAAAGAAAGAGGGAAAGAAGAAAAUUAGACAUUCAACUACUGGUUCACCUAUCAGACCCCACUUCCCUACCCAAGCUUCCAGUCGAACUUAUUGCUUCCUAUUUCAUCCACUGGGGAAGGGAUGCGGUUUGGGGUUGGAAGAUGAACUGUCACCAAUCCCACGUGAUCAAAGGGAGGAAGGGGAAGACGACUUAGUGGUGCCUAUUAUUAGAGUGGGUAAAGGGUUGGCUUAUCACCCAAACGAUGCGAGCGGGUGUGGGAGGGAUAGUCCUUCGAGCUCCAGAAGAGGGGGAAUAAGAGCGAGGAAGAGUUUGCCGUUCCUAAAGACUGGAGCAGGGGUGGAAAACAAAGCGGAGGACAGGAAAAAGCUUGUUGAGCUGCCGGACGACCUUGCUUGUGCGUUACUCAAUGUCAAUACUGAUCCUGCUCUUGUUCGGCCUGAAAAGGAGAGGGUUGGGGAGGAGCAGGGGAGAGAAAAAGGACCCACCCCUCCGAAGGCUCAAAGAAAAGAGGGAAAACUGACCAAGUUGAUCAGCUGGACCACUUUAUCUCGCUGUAAAAGAUCUGCUAGUGUUGGUGAAUCCGGAUAG
Ustilago hordei is the source of this 1929-nucleotide messenger RNA. RefSeq lists its product as uncharacterized. The transcript has a single exon. NCBI's taxonomy places the organism in Eukaryota, Fungi, Basidiomycota, Ustilaginomycetes, Ustilaginales, Ustilaginaceae. Gene Ontology annotation, molecular function: protein binding. The coding region runs from base 1 to 1929 and encodes 642 amino acids. The record is from RefSeq and is a predicted model, not a curated record.